AUGACCGUCGAUAACAUCCAAAUAACACCCGAAGAAAGACGCAGAGUUGUUCGGAAGCUGGAUUUACAUCUCCUUCCCUUAUGCUUCAUUCUAUACACUUUCUCUGUUCUUGACAGAUCAAAUCUCGGAAACGCAAAGCUCGCCGGACUUGCUGAAGACAUAAAUAUUUCAGGGGACAAAUACACAUGGCUGGCCAAUUUGUUUUACAUCGCCUACAUAAUCUUCCAGUUUAGCAACCUUGGAUGGAAGAUCUUCAAACCCCACAAGUGGGUCACAUUUGUGGUUCUGUACUGGGGUAUCGUCAGUACACUGCAAGCAGUCUGUACAAGCUGGCAGGGACUCAUGGCUUGUCGUUUCUUUCUGGGCUGGGCGGAGACUAUGUUUGGGCCUGGAAUACCGUUGUACUUCUCAUUUUUCUAUCCGCCAGAGUAUCUGGGUUUGCGGUUUGGCAUCUUCUUGUCUGGUUCGGCGUUGGCCAAUGCAUAUGGAGGAGCGUUGGCUUAUGCGUUGUCACACAUUCACUCCAGUGUUGCAAAUUGGAAAUUCUUGUUCAUUAUUGAGGGCGUGCCAACCGUGCUGUUAGCUGUGGCAACGUGGUUUUUCCUCCCGGACUCUCCAGAAAAAGCUCGUUUUCUGAACGAGAGAGAGCGACUGGUCGCAGAAGCUUUUGCUCAAAAUCAACCUGGUGAUUUUGAGCAUGAGGGUCUGCAAGUCUCGCAGCUUAUGGAUGCUUUCAAAGACUAUCGUAACUACUUCUUCGCUCUUUUGAAUUUUAGCUGCAACGUCAGUUUUGCUUCCCUCCCUCUGUUCCUACCUACUAUCAUCUCGGAGCUUGGAACAUUUUCUCAACUCGAAUCGAAUGGCCUGUCUGCACCUCCAUAUCUACUCUGCUUCUUUGUCAUUAUUGCCACAGCAAUUGUGUCAGACCGUGUGAGAUUACGAGGGCCUUUUGCUAGUUUCUUCGCCCUACUUGCCGCAAUUGGUUUCAUCAUUCUAGGCACAGCCACUUCCGUGACAGCACGAUACGUCGGCAUCUUCCUCACAGUCAACAUUUUCGUCACGACAACCAUCAUUCUCAUCUGGAACUCCAACAUCAACGCUACAGGCUCGAAGCGUGCGGGAGGAUUGUGGAUUAUGAUGACUGUUGGUCAGUGUGGAACACUGCUGGGAACGAAUAUAUUCCCCUCUAGCGAAAGGCCAUUUUACAGGAAAGGGAUGUGGAUCGCGUGUUCUUUUUCUCUUCUUGCCGCUGUAGCCAGUGCGGUGUUGAGCACGUUGCUGUUCUUGGAGAACAGGAGGAGAGAUAGGAAAUACGGGCGGCUUGGCAUCGCACGCCGGCUGAAAUUUGGAAAAUGCUAG
Mollisia scopiformis is the source of this 1359-nucleotide messenger RNA. RefSeq names its product MFS general substrate transporter. The record is from RefSeq and is a predicted model, not a curated record. Gene Ontology annotation, molecular function: transmembrane transporter activity. The coding region runs from base 1 to 1359 and encodes 452 amino acids. Gene Ontology annotation, cellular component: membrane. Lineage: Eukaryota; Fungi; Ascomycota; Leotiomycetes; Helotiales; Mollisiaceae. The transcript has 3 exons. Gene Ontology annotation, biological process: transmembrane transport.